Molecule: messenger RNA, 251 nt
Organism: Anopheles maculipalpis
Lineage: Eukaryota; Metazoa; Arthropoda; Insecta; Diptera; Culicidae
Gene: COX7AL2
Product: cytochrome c oxidase subunit 7A1, mitochondrial
Exons: 1
Coding region: 24-248 (74 amino acids)
Biological process (GO): mitochondrial electron transport, cytochrome c to oxygen
Source: RefSeq, a predicted model, not a curated record
CAGGGAGAACCAACUUGCUCACCAUGGGUCACCAUCAAGAACCGCCGGUUAUGAUUUCGGACAAGCUGCCGGAAUCGUUACGUAAGAAGAUGAUGACGUUCCAGGCGAAGAACGAACUGCCCGUCUUCCUGAAGGGUGGACCAGCCGAUCGUGCCCUGUUCGGCAUUACCGCGGCACUGUGCGGUGUGGGUUUGUUGGGUAUCUUCAAAAUGAUCUACGAUCUCGGAUUCGCCAAGAAGAAGGCCUAAGGA